Messenger RNA from Dicrocoelium dendriticum, 2682 nucleotides. NCBI's taxonomy places the organism in Eukaryota, Metazoa, Platyhelminthes, Trematoda, Plagiorchiida, Dicrocoeliidae. The record is from the annotation of a GenBank genome assembly.
AUGUGGAACCGAGUUUCGGACACAAGCAGAAACUCGCGUUCGGUGUACGAACGUCUGCAACGAUUGUCCCUGGUAUCGCAAACCACCGAACCUCAUCGGUCCAUUCAUCUCCAGAACGCGACUCGGCCACUAGCAGAAAACGGAACUCCUGCUGUUUCCGCCGUGAAUGCAACCAAAUCAACAUUACCCACCAUCGUCAGAUCUUGUUGGACAAAUUCCGUCUUCCCAUUGUUGUUUCGAAUGAACGAACAAGCGCCCGCUGUUAACCCGGAAGAACCGUCGGCGCGACAUGUCGCAGACGGUACGGCGUAUGGCAAUCAGGGUAUGAAGCACAGCGAUCCCGAGGAGCAACCAGAGAACGCUGCAGUAUCCAGCAUUGAUCCCACUGUGUGCCUCAGCCAACCCAUUGUGAACAAAAGCUGCUCCAGUCUCCAUACCGUAUCCACAAAAGCCCCUCCCCUGCAGUCGCUUCUGACGAACCUGACCUCCGCGCCCGUCGGAUCUGUCUCAAGCACAAGUUCGCGUCGACUACAUGUGUCAAACAUCCCGUUUCGGUACCGAGAAGCUGAUCUCCGAACGUUGCUCGGGCCUUUUGGAACUAUCUUGGACGUUGAAAUAAUAUUCAACGAGCGUGGCUCCAAAGGCUUCGGAUUCGUGACAUUCGCAAAUGCGUCGGACGCGGACCGCGCGCGCGAAAAGCUCAACGGCCAGGUAGUCAUGGGUAGGAAAAUCGAGGUCAAUUACGCAACCACUCGAGUGUUGACAAAACGGCGAAGCGAAUCCUAUACACCACACAUAAGUUCCACCUAUCUCCCACACACAUCAACCAGUGUGCAAAAUCAAAUUUACCAGCAGCUCAGCAGUCAGGCAAGUAAACGGUUCCGAGGGGCUGGUACUACAUCGUCCUUGGCGGCGGCAGCAGCGGCCAUAUCCAAUGCCCGCUUACUAGGUAACGCUGGUUCGACCCAGCCCACAGCUAUGCUUGUUCGGAGCAAUAACAACACAACGGCGAGUGCGCUGAGCACAUUACUCACAGCCGCGUCCGCGCAGUCGCAACAACAGCAGCACGCAAGCUCGAAUGUCAUCCCGCCAGAUGUACUACAGCAGCAGCAGCAGCAGCAGCAGUACCCUUCAGCACCUCUGCAGUCUCAGUUCCCUGUGCAACAAGCAUCGGCUCUACUGGCUGCCGCUAUGAUGGACGGCGCUGGACAACUACCAAUAAGUGCAAGCGCUCAACUGAUGAGGCAAUUGUUCAGUGGGACGUCCUACAUCUCAGAUGCACUUUCUCUGGGGACCAGUUUACAGACAAAUUCGUUGGGUGCCAACUACGCCAGCGGGCUGCAAAUGUUAAACAACCUCGCUUUACAACAACAACAACAACAGCAGCAGCAGCUGCUCAGCUCAGAUGUCCUGCUGAGCAAUCCGCUCAAGUCAUUACAACUACUGAAUCCACAACUACUGCUCGCACCCUCACCACUACAGCAGCCCACCACAUCUUUGGCGAGUAAUACCACAGGUUCUAUUGGGCGUCCAGCGAUCCCUCCUGGGAUUUCGUUCCCCUACACCGGGACCGCUCCAAAUUUGGCCAUACCGAACUCGACGUUGGGUCAACUUGGCGUGCCGGACUUGGGUCCGUUUGAUACUCGUCUCUGGCUGUCUAGUCUCGGUGGCGAAAAUGGUCUAAGUAAUGCGAUGGCAAACUCGCUGUUGCAACUAUAUCAAAGUCAGCAGCAGCAGCAGCAGCAACAACAACAACAGCUUCAAAUGCUCUCUCAAUCAGCUUCCACUAUGAAAGACACCAUGUCUACCGUGUCAAAAUAUUCGGUGAACAAUGCCUGCUCGCCAAUCACGACAGCGCUGUAUGCGUCUAGUCUUCCCAAACAGUUCUCGCAUUCUACAACUCAACCAUCCGACUCCAACAUUGCGCUUAGUGGUCCAGAAGAAAGCAUUGCGAUGAAUGCUGCCCUAACUUCCCAGUGUACGCAAGUAAACUCAAAGACAGAUGGGACUGAGUUCGCUUCACGAUCCGAUGGCGCUUUGACUCAGAGGUGCCCAACGUUCGCUCAGGGUCUCUACGCUGGAUGCCCAUCAGCCACUACACAUACCACCGGAUCGUCGAGUGUCAAUAUUAACCAUGCAUCCCAGUCUACAGACAGACAAGUCUUUGCAAGUCUACUUGGAAGCACACAACUUCCGCACUUAUCGACCAACGAGGCGAAUGUUGGCUCGUUAACCACAUUAUGGCCACCCGGGAUGGUCACACCCGUGAUGAACGCGUUGAAACCGACACUGAGCACGCUAACAUGCCCAGUUAUGAUAAACAACCCGUUAACAAUGUACAAUCGACAGAUAAAUCCUGUGAAUACGGUGUCACGAGUGUCUUACUAAUGAGUAGUAUCCUUCGUGUGCUCACAGUAUCUUCCAGUAUGCAACUGUUGCAUGAGCGCCAUGACUUCCGUUGUUACUUUCCUGUUUGUUUCUUUGUUCUUUAGUUCGUCGAAUCCUUUUUUUGAGUACUUCCUACUUACGAAGUGGUUACACUGUGCACCAAACACAGCACCACGCAGUACGCACAUGGCUGCUGGGCAGGCGCAGUGUUUAACACACUACUUUUCGUUGUGAUGGCAUUUCAUUUUCACAUUCUGUUCAUUGAUAAUGCAUUCUACCUUGCUUCCGUCUCCG